AUGCGUUUGCAAGUGGUCUCCGCCGUGGCCGCGUGGGCUGUUUCCUCGGCCUGUCAGAGCUUGUCUGUCAGUCGGGACCUUUGGUCUCGCGAUGUCAACUACAAGGCGCUCAGCGAGAAGCUUUCCAGCUCCGCUAAGGUUUACUACCCUGACUCGGAUGAGUUUGAGGAGGCUUCCUCUCGGUGGUCCAAUUUAGAGAUACCCACCGUAAAUAUCAUCGUCGUUCCGAGUACUGAGAAUGAUGUCGUCGAGACGGUGAAAUUCGCCAAUAAGAAGGAAUUGCCUUUCCUAGCUUACAAUAGCGCCCAUGGAGCAAUCACCACCCUAGGAAAGAUGACCAGCGGUAUCGAGAUCUAUUUGGACCAGCUCAGCGGUGUCGAUGUCGCCGAGGAUGGCAAGACCGUUACCAUUGCUGGUGGAACCAAGUCUAAGCUGGUGACUGACACGCUCUGGGAUGCUGGAAAGCAGACGGUCACUGCUGCCUGCGAAUGUGUCAGCUACGUCGGCCCCGCCCUGGGUGGUGGCCACGGCUGGCUUCAAGGCCGCCACGGACUUAUUGCUGACCAGUUCGAGUCGAUGAACAUCGUGCUUGCCAACGGUACUCUUGUCACUCUGGAUUCCAGCUACGAGCUCUGGUGGGCUGUCAAGGGUGCCGGUCACAACUUCGGCAUCGUCACCUCCGUUACCUCUAAGAUCUUCGACAUCGAGCACAAGGAUUGGGCCAUUGAGAUCAUCACUUUCAGUGGCGACAAGGUCGAGAAGAUCUACGAGGCUGUCAACAAGUAUCUCCUUAAGAACGGCACCCAGCCCACCGACAUUAUUAACUGGUCGUACUGGUUUAACAAACCCGAUGCGGAUGCUAGCAACCCUGUUAUCCAAGUGCUAAUCAUCCAAGAAGGCGUUAAGGCCGUCGACUCCGCCUACACUGCCCCCUUCCACUCUAUGGGCCCCAUAUCCAUCGAGCCCCAGAGCGGCAGCUACACCGACCUCGCCGAAUGGGUCGGCAUCACCACGACUUCGGGACCCUGCCAGAAGGACGGAGCGAUGAACCCACGAUUCCCCAACUACCUCGAGACGUACGACGUGGCUGCGCAGAAGAAAGCCUACGAGGUCUUCGCCGAGGGUGUCCGCGGCUCUUCGGUCUUCAACAACUCCUUGGUCACGUUCGAUGGAUACUCCACGGAAGGCGUGAAGUCCAUCGACGCCAAGAGUACCGCGUUCGCCUUCCGUGAUCAGAAUAUCCUCAUCGGGCCCUUGAUCACCUACAUGCCUGACGGCGUCGAGCUGGACGAAAAGGCCGCUAAGCUGGGUAACCAGAUCCGACAGAUUCUACACGAGGGGUCAGGACGCGAGCAUGUGCGCGCGUAUGUCAACUAUGCGUAUGGCGACGAGGGCCCCAAGGAGUGGUAUGGUAGUGAGAGCUGGAGACAGAGCCGGUUGCAAAGCUUGAAGAAGAAAUAUGAUCCUAAUGGGAUGUUCAGCUUCUAUGCGCCAAUUGCUUAG
This is a messenger RNA of Aspergillus tanneri, 1503 nucleotides long. RefSeq lists its product as uncharacterized. The transcript has 4 exons. Lineage: Eukaryota; Fungi; Ascomycota; Eurotiomycetes; Eurotiales; Aspergillaceae. The record is from RefSeq and is a predicted model, not a curated record. Bases 1 to 1503 code for a protein of 500 amino acids. Gene Ontology annotation, molecular function: FAD binding; oxidoreductase activity.